Molecule: messenger RNA, 2100 nt
Organism: Puccinia graminis f. sp. tritici CRL 75-36-700-3
Lineage: Eukaryota; Fungi; Basidiomycota; Pucciniomycetes; Pucciniales; Pucciniaceae
Exons: 9
Coding region: 165-1739 (524 amino acids)
Cellular component (GO): cytosol
Molecular function (GO): peroxidase activity; heme binding
Source: RefSeq, a predicted model, not a curated record
ACCAGCGACGUGGCCAUUGCUUUCCCUCAGGUGUUUUUGGUUUAUUGCUGGACAUCAGACCUUCAGAGACCAACGCUCGAGGGGCAAUUGAUCUCGGCAUACAUAAAUAACGAGGCUAUAUGGACUUGCUGAACGCGUCAUAAAGAUAGGAAAUCAAACGAAACAUGCGAACCUCUACAUUUUCCAUUUCUACGGUCCUUUUGAUCGUUUCAUUCAGCUUGCUUGAAGUCCAAAUCACCAAGGCCGACACAUCGUCUACCCGGGUCGAUCUAACAAACGUCCAAGGCGAUAUAAUUAUUGGUUUGCAGAAACGUUACGAAGCGUUUUGGUUUUGCACUUUGAAGUCAGAUCCCGGAUCAAUCGAAGGCUUUCGUAAAAACCUGAAAAGUGACUUGCUUCCAUUAAUUACAUCGACACAAGGUGUGAUCGAUGCACAAAAGGUGAUAGAUAACUCCCAACAAAACCAGACCGAAGGGGAGUCCAAAAAAAUGCUACCCAUUACACACGUCAAUCUAGGCUUUACUUUCAACGGAUUGAAAAAGUUAGGCUUGAAGGCAGAGGAGAUUCCCACCGGCAAAAACGGGAUAUUUUCGAAAGGUCAAAAAGCCGACGCCGUGACAAACUUGGCAGACCCGCUGGAUCAAGAAACAAAAAAGUUAAAAACCUGGUCUGAUGAUUUCUCAGACGAAGUUAACCCAAUUGAUUUCGUGGUGUUGGUAACUGCUCCGGACUCGAAUUUAUUAAAUAAAAAACUCGACCAGGUUGGCAAGAUACUCGAAGGGCACUUGUCAAAGUCCUUUCUUCGUCAAGGCAAUGUCAGACCUGGGGACCAGUGGGGUCAUGAGCAUUUUGGAUUCAAGGACUCAAUUUCGACGCCGAAGAUUGAAGGUGUGAAUGCUCAAUCAGAAGACAAGAAGGCCGGAAUAGUUGAACCAGGGGUGAUCUUACUCGGUCAACCCCCUUCCGAUGGGAACAGUAGUGCGACGGAUCCUAAUCAAGCUUGGCUCAAAGAUGGGUCAUUUAUGGUUUUCAGAGAGCUCCAACAAUUCGUACCCGAGUUUCAAAGUUUUUGCGACGAGUCUGCCAAAAAUCUCAAAAAUUCGAAUAUUUCUGGUGAUUUUAUUGGUGCUAGGAUCGUAGGAAGAUGGAAAUCAGGGGCACCAAUUAGCUUGGCUCCCAACGAAGAUAAUCCGGAUUUAAAUGCAGCACAGGAUUUUGACUAUUCGGACGAAGUGAAACAAGAACGUUGUCCUUAUGCUGCUCACGUCAGAAAAACCAAUCCACGUCAUGGUGCUUCAGUUAACGGAGACCCUCAAAGAAACACCUUGCCUCACCUCAUGAUCAGAAAUGGCAUACCCUACGGUCCUGAGGUCACUGGUGAAGAGGUCGACAUUAUGAAAACAAAAGAAAACCGCGGUUUGCUAUUCGUUUCUUAUCAAAGUGAAAUUGCGAACGGGUUUCAAUUUGCCCAGAGGGUGUGGUCUAACAACCCCCGUUUUCCGACGCAAGCGGCCGCUAAUGUAUCAGCUGGGUUAGAUUUGCUAACCGGACAAAACAGCGAUGGAUCACCACGAACCGCUCAAAACAUUAUCCCAUUGCUCCCAGGAGGGAACACCGACCCCAACAACACGUUGACCGCGCUUAACCCUUUUGUCAUUCCUCUUGGAGGGGAAUACUUCUUAAUGCCAUCCAUCAAAGCUAUAAACGAAACACUUGGCCUUGGAUCAAAAGACCAAUGAAAGCUCGGCAACUUUUUUCUAACGUUCCUGCAUGAUGGCGGGUCCGCAAUCUGAUACACAGAAAUAUUCGCUCCGUCAGAUCCAAAAGCUAACAAGGAACUCAACAUAUUUAGCGCACCGUCAAGUCGGGGUAUCACUUUGUAUCAUUUUCACCUUUCUGCUUCCCCUUUCUCAAUGUACAAAUAGCCUUUGCCUGUUUAUGGACUCUCAGCUCACAGGCCGCUCAUUUCCAUUCCCUCUUCUUUUUCUCUUCAAGUGUAUUUAGAACUUAUCCCGAUAGUUUGCUAGAUUAGAUCCGAGUAUAUAAAACACUGCAUAGCGGUGCAGUCUCAAGCUCGUUCAUGAGAGCUCCUUGAUGAUA